ACGGACGCACGGGACCCCGUGUUUCUCUUUGUCUUGUCGUGCGCUCAGCGUGACGUUCCCGUGGGUUUUUCCUCCCUUCUUAAUCCGGAUAACUUCUGGCGCCGAUGAGCUUUUGGAUUUCCACCGGCGCGCGUCUGUGCGGAGGUUGUGAUAAAUAAAAAAGAGAAAUGCAGGGAUUCGUGAGGUUAGACCGCGACGCUUCUCACGGCACCGCGGGACCAUAGAAGCCGCUCACAGCCCCGGAGACGUUUCCAUCCAUCCACCGUCUUGUGGCACCAGGAACCGGCGCACAGAGUUCAUCCCCCCAUGCGGCCGGUCUGAAUGAGAACCCGACGUGGUCCCGACGGCACCGGAUCCCGCUGAUCCGCGGUGAAACUCCACACAAGAGCGGAGAACGGGACACUACUUUAAAAGUCGCCCACAUGCACUGGAUCACUCGCUGGAUUUGGGCACCGAGUACGCAGACGGGGGGUUGCGGAUCCGCGGAGGCUGCCGGAGGAUGGAGCGGAGCCGCGGGGGCUGGUGAGAGCCUCGCUUCGGGUUCGGGUCACUUUACAUUUCCUCAACAACUCGCUCCUGUUCGCGGGACACAUGCAGGCCAAAAAACGCUACCUGAUCCUGCUGUCCGCCUGUGCGUGCUUCGCGCUCCUCUUCUACCUCCAGCUUCCAGGGGCGACCCGGAGCCGGCAUGACCGCGUCCGCUCCGACCAGCCCUGGCCUCACUUCUCGGACCCUUUAUACGCGUUCGUGCCGUGGGAUCAGGCGGACACGGAGGAGUACAACGUGCACGUUUCGCCCAGACACAAGCGGGACGUCAACACGAGUGUUUACAAAGGCAGACGGUGCCGGAUGGACUCGUGCUUCGACGUGUCUCUGUGCCUCAGGAACGGAUUUAAAGUUUACGUUUACCCGCAGCAGAAAGGAGACAAGAUCUCCGAGAGUUACCAGAACAUUUUAGCCACCAUCGAGAGUUCCAGGUUCUACACAUCAGACCCGAGCCAGGCGUGCGUGUUCGUCCUGAGUCUGGACACUCUGGACCGGGACCAGCUGUCGCCGCAGUACGUGCACAACCUAAAAACAAAGGUGCAGAACCUUCCCCUGUGGAACGACGGGAGGAACCACCUCAUCUUCAACCUGUACUCCGGCACGUGGCCGGACUACACGGAGGAUUUGGGUUUCGACAUCGGCCAGGCCAUGCUGGCCAAAGCCAGCAUCAGCACCGAGAACUUCAGGCGCAACUUCGACGUGUCCAUCCCCCUGUUCUCCAAGGAGCACCCCAGGACGGGCGGGGAGAGGGGCUACCUGAAGUACAACUCCAUCCCGCCUUUCAGAAAGUACAUGCUGGUGUUCAAGGGGAAGCGCUACCUGACCGGUAUCGGUUCCGACACCAGGAAUGCCUUAUAUCACGUGCACAACGCCGAGGACGUGGUGCUGCUGACCACCUGCAAGCACGGAAAAGACUGGCAGAAGCACAAGGACGCGCGCUGCGACAAGGACAACGCGGAGUACGACAAGUAUGAUUAUAAAGAGAUGCUCCACAACUCCACCUUCUGUUUGGUGCCCCGCGGCAGACGACUGGGCUCCUUUCGGUUCCUGGAGGCGCUUCAGGCGGCGUGCGUGCCGGUGAUGCUGAGUAAUGGCUGGGAGCUGCCUUUCUCCGAGAUCAUCGAAUGGAACACGGCUGCAGUCAUCGGUGACGAGCGGCUCCUGCUGCAGAUUCCCACCACAGUGCGCUCCAUCCACCAGGAUAAGAUCCUGUCCCUCAGACAGCAGACUCAGUUCCUGUGGGAGGCCUACUUCUCCUCUGUGGAAAAGAUAGUGCUGACCACGCUGGAGAUCAUCCAAGACCGCGUGCUGCAGCACGGCUCCAGGAGCAGCUUGAUGUGGAACAGCCACCCUGGGGGACUCUUUGCUCUGCCACAGUACUCUGGAUACCUAGGAGACUUCCCUUUCUACUACGCCACACUAGGUAUCAAACCGUACCCAAAGUUCACAGCGGUCAUCCACGCUGUCUCGCCACUGGUGUCCCAGUCCCAGCCCAUACUCAAGCUCCUGGUGGCUGUGGCCAAAUCCCAGUACUGUGCACAGAUCAUUGUCCUGUGGAACUGUGACAAACCUCUGCCUGCCAAACACCGCUGGCCUGCCACCUCAGUGCCCGUCAUCGUCAUCGAAGGAGAAAAUAAGGUAAUGAGCAGUCGCUUCUUGCCAUAUGAGACCAUAGUGACGGAUGCCGUCCUCAGCCUGGAUGAAGACACAGUGCUGUCCACCACAGAGGUGGACUUCGCCUUCACUGUGUGGCAGAGCUUUCCAGAGCGAAUCGUCGGUUAUCCUGCUCGUAGCCACUUCUGGGACAGCAACAAGGAGCGUUGGGGCUACACCUCCAAAUGGACCAAUGAUUAUUCCAUGGUGCUGACUGGAGCUGCCAUCUACCACAGGUAUUAUCACUUCCUGUACACCAACUACUUGCCCAGCAGUCUGAAGAACAUGGUGGACCAGCUGGCCAACUGCGAGGACAUCCUCAUGAACUUCCUGGUGUCUGCCGUCACCAAGCUGCCGCCCAUCAAGGUCACCCAGAAGAAACAGUACAAGGAAACCAUGAUGGGACAGUCAUCGAGGGCUUCUCGCUGGGCCGACCCGGACCACUUCGCCCAGCGGCAGACCUGCAUGAACAAAUUCGCCAGCUGGUUUGGCGCCAUGCCGCUGGUCCACUCCCAGAUGAGACUGGACCCUGUCCUAUUUAAGGACCAGGUCUCUAUCCUCCGUAAGAAAUACAGGGACAUCGAGAGGCUCUGACAGGACCGGCGCCCCCUGGGGGGAGACCCCACGCAGGGGGAGACCCGAGAAAGACUCGGUGGAGAGUAGAAGGAGUAGUAGGAUUACGGCCGGCUAAACGGGGAGCGAUGCAGCUUUGUCUUCCACUCAGCACAUUGCCAAUGACCACAGCGCCACCGCCGCCGCCGCUGCUGCUGUUGCUGCUGCCGCUGCCACCAGGACUUGAUGUGGGAAGGGACAGGAAACGAGCAGAUGGUGUUUGGACAUCAAAAAUAUAAACAAAACACACAGACACCGAGAAGUACACAAACUGAUGGACAUGCCAAACAGUGCUGUAUGUUUGCAGUGUGUGUACACACACGCAGCACACACUACAGACAACCGGAAUCCUUUUUUUUUUUUUUUACUACUUCUCCUGUGUUCUCUCGGCACGCAUAGGACGGCAGAAGACGGAAGGUGUCAGAUCGCAACCCGACGAACCACAGAUCCACCCAACAGGAAACCUUCCCAGUCCACAUCAGGACACAUGACUGGACUCACGAGCAGCUCCGUUCUCCUCAGAGACAUUUACAGUCAGCAGUCUUUCAUGUUUUUUGAGGCAGAAAAAGGUAAACAUAGUUACCCCGAGUUGUCAUUAUAGCAAAGCUAUCAGCACGGCCUUGAGCCGCUUUGAAAACAUCCGUCCUAUCGUUGGCUCGUUCCUUUAUGCGCUGGUUCCUGUUAUCACUAUGGUAAGUUAGAAAAACAUUUCAUAUCACAUUCUCCUCUCACGAUCAUCACAGCAGUUGCACUUUUCUCAUCUAUUAUUUUCUUCUUUCGCCAACUUUUUAUUCCCCUCCUUCAAAUUGUGUGCGCGCAGAACCGUGAAAAGUUAGUUCACCUGACCAGAAGUCCAAGCGGAGUGGAGGACUGAGCGGACUGAACAUUUCUGGGUGAAAUGGAGCGGAAUGUUGCAUUCCCACCCUGAACUCAUUUUGUCCAUUUGCUCCUCCUGCGUGGUCUCGAGAGCGCUGUCCACGCAGGAGGGCCGUAACGGGUCUUUAGCGCGUGGAGUCAUGUCACAGGCGUGCCUGCGCAGCAAGAGCAUCAGUACCAAUCCAACAUGAGGGUCUGCCUUUAAAACUGCUUAUUGCAUGUCACGUUGCCGACAUCAGUUUGGCUGCGCUCUCAAAGCAUCGCCCGGUUGAAAUAUUCUCACCAUCAGUACCCCCACCCCCUCCUCCCCGCCGACAUAUCAGAGGACCUUUGAGCCAUUAAAUUGACAAAAGGUUUUCUCCUCCAUUUGUCUGGUAGAGAUACAUUUAAGCUUCAAUUAGGUUAACCCAUCGCAUUUUGGAGUGACAUUUUUGUCCCCUGGGGGGCAGGAUGUUGAUGAAACACGAACAUUAUGGCUCAUCGUGUUGUGAAAGCAGCGACCCACGAACGUGACCUGACCGUUAACGCUCUCGCCACGGGAGGACAGCUCUUUCCCCAGCCCGCCCCAUCUGACUGCUGCCAUGUUUGAACGACAAAAUCCCACUCAUGUUGCUAUUGCACUCGCAUCAUGAGGCCUGACCUUUUUGGAAAAAAAAACAACCCUAAAUGACUUUGUUUUUGGACGUACAAAAUGUCAGAGCAUUUAAUUGUUUUCAACUUAUUUGAAGAGAUUUACCCAUCAUAUCUGUGUUAUCUUAAACAACAUCUCAGCAUCAAGCUGACCAACAAUCUAGUCUCAAUGACCCAACCACUUUUUUAUUUAAAAAAAACAAAAAACAGAGACACUUAGAAUAUGUAGAUCAGUGGGAUAGUAAUUGAGCUAUGAACAUGCAGACCUGGGUUCAAUUCCCAGUCACUUCAUCUAAAUAGGUACCAGCCUUAGCUGAGGAAAUAAUCUGCUAUGGACUGGCAUCCGCACCUCCAGAGGGCGUCGUAGACUCUCAUCCUCUUCACAUUGCAGAAUUCAGGAAUAAGCGCCAGUGUACUGAUAUGGGAUUUACUUCAGUUGUUUCCAAAACAAAAGAGGGGGUCAAGAUCCAGGCACAAGCUGUUCUUACUGAGCACUGGGUGCUGACUGGUUGCGUGCUCUUGUGUCAUCAUCGUAACCUGGUCGGAGAAAAUUUUAGCUGUUGAUGAAGCAAGACUCCAUCACCAAGUAUAAUACAAUUUCGAACAAAAAUAAGUCUAAUGCUCAUAGUUUUUGUUGAAGUUAUUGUUUUGCUACGACUGCGCCCUUUCCACGGCGCCCUCUGAUGGUCACUGUUAAAAAGCAUGCGUGUCAUCAGUCUGUUGUGUCUGAUUCCUGUGGAGGAGUUCUCACAGAUUGAGGUCAAGUCUACCAACACUUCAGUAUUUAUGUAGAACCUUUUCACAGGGAACUAGCACUACUCCUUUGUCUGUCGGAGCCAAUUAUCGUGACUGUUGAUAAAAAUUUUUAAUUUCAUCAUUACGCCACUUCCCAUUGUGCAAUACUUGAUUCCAAGUUCAUCAAACACCAAAUACUGAAAGACUUUAAUGUCAAGUUGAGGAAUUGUCAACCAAAAGGGCUUUCACCUUCUCUACUGUACCCACGCCCUUGUGUAUUUCACGUUUUUAUGAACCACAAUGUUAUAGUUGUUGGAAAAUCAUCAUCACCCCUGUGGGCAAAGACCACCAAGGGGCUUAUUAGAAUUUGUUUUUUGCUUGUUUGUUUUUUCUUUUUUUUCCCAUUUGUAUUUUGUUCAUUUGUCCAGAAGAUAUUUCAAAAUCUAUUGACGUUUAACAGACCCCUAAUAGAUACAGGUGAACCCUGUUAACUCGCGCAAGUUGGGGUCCACAAAAUCAGACCAAGAGUUAUCUGAAACCACGAGUUAAUGAGGUUGGCCAAAAAAAAAAACCUUAGAAUCAGUUAUAUAGUAGUCUAAAUUUUUUGGGGUCCACAAAUCAACCGUGAGUAAAAGCCGAAACGCGAGUUACACAUAUGCAAGUUAACGGAGUUAACCUGUAUAUACAGUACACACAAAACAGAAUUCAACCUUAACCUUUAAAACAUCAUGACUGAGUUUUCAACAGCAUCUAGUUUUCAGGUUUCAAACUACAACUGCUUGAGCUGCGACUCUACUACAGAUUUGUGCAAAAAUUUGAAUGUUAUUUUCAGAACGUCAACUAAAAUUAAUUGCAAAAUGACAACUGCAUUUUGUCAUCUUGCGGGAGCCUCGCGAGAAUGCUGUCACACUAAAUAUCAGCAUUUCAUUAUAUUUUUUAAUCCAGUAUUGGUGUAACAUCAUCUUAUUGCAUUUAAGCAAGCUCUGUGUCUGUUACUUCAUCCUCACAUACUAUGCCAUGUAUUGUAGAUUGUCAUGUGACUUUCUGUACAUCAUGUGACCUGCAACCGUGUGGGGGGGGACUGUUUGCAUUGCAGUUUUGCAAAAUAAGGCUUUUCAAAUGAUCUCAAAAAACACCUCAUGUAAGUGUCAAAAACCUUUUGCGAUAUUCAAGGUUUUUUUUUUUUUUUUUUUUACAAACUGCCCGUGUUUUAAAUUCACUACUUAAAAUUGUACAAUUUAGAGGGAAAUGGAAACCUGCCAAAUGUUUAGUUUUCAUGGAGGUUUGGCUUAAAUUAUUGAAUGAACGUUGGGUGAACUACACAUCACUAAUCCUAAUCAUAUCUAUUAUAAUCAUGUUUAAGUAGGAUGAAGGCAGAACAUCCAAGUCUAUGGUGUUAGGUCCACAAACGUCACCGACUCCUCUGUGCAGGCAAAGGCACUCGGGAACACGCAUAAAUUUGGAUUCUCCCGCGUGAUCCAACUCGCAUGGGUUGCAAUCUGAAACCUUAUUGCUAGAUAGUGUCAAACUCCAUCAUGCCAUUUUAAAAGUUCUAAAAUCUACAUUUAAUUAUGGUAGCGUGUCUAAAAAGACCAUGUAGAAAUAACUCUUUUUGUAGUAGCCCACUUUUUCUGACACUGAGAUAAAGGUCAAGUUAAAGGAACAUGUUCCAGUAGUCUAACUGAGCCCCCAGACUAUCUGGUCACAAUCUGGAGCAGGUUAGUCCACUUCCUGUCCAGCAGUUUGCUUUGGAUCUAGCAAAGCUCCCAUUGCUCGCAGGACACGUCAAGAAAUUGUUCCGUUUGUGAUGUUCUAUCCUGUAGUUCCUAUAGCAGGAAGGAAUCCUGGACUAGUGACUCAGCAGUUAUAUUUAGAACUAAUAACACUAUUCUUUGGAGAGAAAGGCUGUAAAGCAUAAAAGCCGCUUUUAUUGAGUAUGUCGACACUUGAUUGAGCUCUGAGUGUUUUUAGUGGCUUUUCUGUCAGGCAGAACCUGAGAACCCAGAGUGUCUGUUCAUCAGGAUUUGUCGUCAAUAUCAAUGUCACAUAUUCAAUGACUGUCUUAUUGUGAGGCUUUCAUUGACUUUUUUUAAAUUGAGUUUUAUUUAAAGAGUAUUUUUAAGCUUUUACAGUGUCAAGAAAAGUGGCAUUCUUUCUUAAAAGUGUCACAUCCAAAUAAGACCACAGCACGACUGCUCUGUUUGAAGAACUGCAUUAGAAAACCUUUUUUCGUUUUACCUCAAGUCAUUAAUUUCAGUCUCAUGUUUUUCAUUUAUGUUUUGGAUAUCUGCUCAUAAGACUUAAAGUGUGGAGGAGAUAUUUGUAACGCAUUUCAACUGCAUUCGUUGAGCUUUGUGUUUAUCUGCAGAAGUGACAUUGGGGAGAAAACGUUUCUCCUUACUUGGUCUGCACAUGGUCACCAUUUCAUCAUCAGACUGCUGCACUCUUAAAAUCCAUAUCAAGCCUUUUAUGUCUGUUUGUUUGACUCACGAUCAUCUCAAGAGAAUCGUCCCCGGCAUUCAAAUCCCUGUGACUCUCAGCACUGUACUAUACAUAGACGUAUUUAUUUUUAAUUUUGGGGAGGUUUUUUAAAAGUCUGUAUGAUUUGAGAUGAUGUGGC
Messenger RNA from Thalassophryne amazonica, 7672 nucleotides. It is a transcript of the gene ext1b, whose product is annotated as exostosin glycosyltransferase 1b. Gene Ontology annotation, cellular component: membrane. The transcript has 11 exons. The record is from RefSeq and is a predicted model, not a curated record. Lineage: Eukaryota; Metazoa; Chordata; Actinopteri; Batrachoidiformes; Batrachoididae. Gene Ontology annotation, molecular function: glycosyltransferase activity. The coding region runs from base 592 to 2793 and encodes 733 amino acids.